Messenger RNA from Scleropages formosus (Asian bonytongue), 2415 nucleotides. RefSeq lists its product as uncharacterized. The transcript has 9 exons. Lineage: Eukaryota; Metazoa; Chordata; Actinopteri; Osteoglossiformes; Osteoglossidae. Bases 226 to 1206 code for a protein of 326 amino acids. The record is from RefSeq and is a predicted model, not a curated record.
GUCAGCGGGCCGCGCGCAUUGUGCGUAACGUUACGCCGCGGAAACAAAGUGGGAUUAACGCGGCUGCUGCGCUGCGUUGUUUCUGGAAGUGGACGAAUUGAAAGCAGGAAGUGGGCGACAGUUAUAUGAGGAUAUUCGGAGCUCGUACUCGUAGGAAGCAUCAUGUGUUCUGUGGAGACGGCGUCAGAAAUGAGCGCAGGGAUCCAUUGAACGCUGCUGCAGAAAAUGGACGAGAUCAGUCCACUGCUGAACAGCCGGAAUCGCGAGGGCAGCGAUUUGCCGUCUCCGAACCUGAGGCCGAGGCAUCAGGACCUCAUCCCGACACCAUGUGGCCCCAUCAAGCAGUGGUCCGAGCUGUCCCUGCUGGUGAAGUUCUACUACUGCUUCACCAUCGUGUCCCUGAUGGCCGUGUUCACCCUCACGCUGGUGAACAUCUACAGCGAGAGCCAGGCGUCCUACACUCAUGAGGAGGACUUCACCAUUUCCCUCAUACAGCUGGUGGGAAUCGUGUUCUGCGUGUACUACGUCACCCGGGGGAUCCUGCAGGAGAACCGACAGGAGCUGGUCGUGUUCGUGCUCAGCAUCCUGGUGCUGGUGGUCCGCUCCGUGGUCAACUUCACCGUGCUCUCGCUGGAGGAGAGGAUGUCCAUCCUGGCUCGCUUCAUUUGCAUCCUGUGCCUGGGGCUCAUCCAUGUGGUGUGCGCCCUGCUGCUCAUCCAGAGGCCCAACAUGAUGGCCUUCCGAGUGGGCGGGGCCCUCGAGAGCCUGCAGGAGCAGUACUUCCUCCUCAACUUGUGCUUCUCCAUGGUGACCUUUGACCUGCAGGCCCAGCUGUGUCUCUGCAUCCUGAUCAUGACGUCAGGCAUCUCCCUCAGCUACUCCCACAGCAUCAUCCUGGGCAUCGGAGUCAUCUGGGCCGGCAUCACCGCCGUCACGGGGGCGUUCGCGGUGUUGAAGGAAGUGAAACCACUCGUGUGGAUCUUCGUCCUCCAGAACCUUCCGGAGCUCGCCUACUUCAUCUACCUUCUCUACAUGAUCAUCAACCAAUGGGGGGAGGGGAACUCGUACAGCGUGGAGGCGGCCGCCAUCACCGGCUCCCUCGUCUCCGUCCUCAUCAAGGCUGUGCUUUUCUGGUCGUUGUUCCGCCUGUACCGCAGCUUCGGCCAGGGCUUGCGGGAGAGGAUGUUUGCGUCGCAGCAGCAGUGAGGACUCGGGGCCGAGAGGACGCUGGGAGGGGCUGUACAUGGAGACGAGUCCCUUCGCCACUGAAGACCACUGUGCAACACAAGUACAUUUAUAUUAUUUUACCUUUUUUUUAAAAAAAAAAAAAAAAAAUCAUGUUUAUGGUUUAAAAUCCUAUGUGGGAUCGAAAGGGGUCAGAGGUCACCGGAGACUCAGUUACGAGGGGACGGCACGAGUGUCCUCCAUUACUGGACUUUGGAUCGGUGGUUUUAAACAAUGUUUGACAUGAUUGACAGGCCAACACACGUGCUGCACUGACAGGGGAGCAAGGAUCCAAUAAUCAGCCUUUCUGGUCGCCUGAAGCGUUAUGACUGCAUGGGGGGGGGUCUAUUUAUUACAGGCAUCAUUUUACGUUGGAUACACGACCCCCUGCCGAGGAGACGAGCAUCCCCACGCCCUCCUUUUCUAUAAUGUACUUUUAAAAUAGUAAGAACUUGUCAUCUGAUGUGCCUUCUGUUAUAUUAAUCAUUUACAUUAAUAGUCACAGUAUGGAUGAUCCAUUCUUGUCGACAAAUGUGACUUGCACAGAAAUAUGAAUCGGAGCAUUAUUUCAUAUUUCAUCACCUGUCUGAGCUUUGUUUUAACAAUGAGCCCUUAAUGGCCUGUUUACUCUCCGCUACACGUGUUUAUUUGCAGUUAAAUGUAAACCCCUCUACCAGUGACCUGACCACAGAGACCAAAGAAAUGAAAUUUAAUAAUCUGGUAUUUUCUGUGAUUGAGAUAUUGGCUGUAGGUCUUUGUUUGGGAUUCUGAGCCCUUCUGAGAGGUUUAUGAAGAUAUGCACAUAGGCUUUUUAUAAACAGGAUAUAGCUGAAUUUUAUAUAGAACGAUUACACCCUGUUUUUUUUCCCCAUGUUUUAUAUGUAAAGCCUUGGCUAUUUUAUAUCCAGACAGCUCUAUGAGUACAGCUAGAACUGGCCUUUGAUGAAAUGUCAUUUGCAUAACUUGUCAUGUAACACAUUUGCUCCUGCUCUUAAUCACUUGCUUGAUGUCCAUAUUUUAAAAAAAGUUUUUGGGAUUUAUUUCAAGCCAGCCUGUUUAUAAUGUACAAUUGCAACGAAUGCAGCAACAAAAAGUUUGAGACGCUUUGAAAUACACUAAAAUUAAGAUGUUUUUUAUAAAAAGUUUCUGCUGUGUACUUGGACCACAUUGAGCUGUCACAAGAUGUACUCU